AUGCAGCAGGAUGUGGGGGAGGCUAGCAAAGUGGACAAUGGAGAGAUGAGCCUCCAUGGAGAGACUCAGGGUUGGGAGACGGUCAGCAUCAGCCCAGAAGGCCAAGGCUUUGAGAUCCUGGGCAGCAGGGAAGGCAGAGGCCUGGAGCUGGGGCGCUCACUCACCAGAGGCGGGGUCUUCACAGCUGGACGAACGGCCAUGGGUGACCCCUCUUCCCAGGCCAUGGGUGACCCCUCUUCCCAGGCCAUCAGUGACCCCUCUUCCCAAGCCAUGGGUGACCCCUCUUCCCAGGCCAUGGGUGACCCCUCUUCCCAGGCCAUGGGUGACCCCUCUUCCCAGGCCAUGGGUGACCCCUCUUCCCAGGCCAUCAGUGACCCCUCUUCCCAGGCCAUGGGUGACCCCUCUUCCCAGGCCAUCAGUGACCCCUCUUCCAAGGCCAUUGAUGACCCCUCUUCCCAGGCCAUGGAUGACCCCUCUUCCCAGGCCAUGGAUGACCCCUCUUCCCAGGCCAUCAGUGACCCCUCUUCCCAGGCCAUCAGUGACCCCUCUUCCCAGGCCAUUGAUGACCCCUCUUCCCAGGCCAUGGGUGACCCCUCUUCCCAGGCCGCAUGGUCUCAGUGGUAG
Messenger RNA from Elephantulus edwardii (Cape elephant shrew), 624 nucleotides. RefSeq names its product putative protein TPRXL-like. The record is from RefSeq and is a predicted model, not a curated record. Bases 1 to 624 code for a protein of 207 amino acids. The transcript has 3 exons. Lineage: Eukaryota; Metazoa; Chordata; Mammalia; Macroscelidea; Macroscelididae.